AUGGCCAAAACGGCCCUCAGCGGCGCCCAUACCGCUGGGAUCUAUGCCGACUUGACUCUCGAUGGGCCUGAAAUUGGGACGCUUGUCGUCAUUGUUGAUCGAGCGAAAAACCUACCAAACCGGAAAACGAUGGGAAAGCAGGAUCCUUAUUGUGCUGCUAGACUAGGGAAGGAGGCCAAGAAGACCGACACAGACAAAAGAGGAGGGCAGACACCGAAAUGGGAUCAGGAAAUGCGCUUCACUGUUCAUGAUUCCCCUGACUACUACCAACUGAAAGUAUCUGUAUUCAACGACGACAGGAAGACUGAACUCAUCGGAGAGACCUGGGUUCCUCUCGACCGAAUAAUCAUACCUGGUGGAGGAACAAAUGAUCUCUGGCAUGGCCUCAAUUGCAAGGGAAGAUACGCAGGAGACAUAAGGAUUGAGCUCACAUACUAUGAUAUACGCCCAAAACUAGAGAAUGCAGAAGGCCGACGUCAAUCUGCCCCAGUCAUGGGGUCUAUGGAUCAAGUAAGCAGUGGCAUUGGCGGCCCGAGACAGCCCAAGCCAGUCAAGAGAAGACCUUUGCCUGCGGACCCAACCGACCCUUCUCGCUCCUCACCUCUCCCUCAAACACCUCCUCCAAUCAGCCAAAAUCUUUCAAGCUCUCAGCAGCGUUACGUUGCGUCACCAGACGAUUACGGUUUCCAGUCUACACCGCCAACAGAUAAGCGACACCAGCGUCUACAAGAUGAACAGCCUCGAAGCUCGCCUUUAGCCAACAGCCAACAAGCCCAAAGACCGUACAACGACAACCCAAAUAUGGCACCAGCGCCAAGCCAGCCUGAUUUCGACAUGUACGAAUCUACCAGCCAAGCAGAUUACAGACAAGUCAGCGCUCCGGUGCUCGGUGAAAGCCCACAGAAUGGGCAACCUUAUGACCAAGAGAAUGAGUACGAUACGGAAUACGCGGAUGAUUGGCAGAUGAGGCCACUAGCGCAACCAUUGCAGAAUGGCAUGAUUCAUUCCAAUUCUUCGCCAGCGAUGGUAGAUCACCGGCUCAUAGAUCCCCGGCUCCGCCAGAAUACGAUGCCACAUGCAUGGCCGGAUGCCGAGACUGUUGUGGAUGAUGAAGGACCGCCCCCUCCUCCGCCUCCAGCUCACCGAUCCAUUCCUCUAGCGGCGCCUCUUACUCCACGUGCUCGAGGCAAUAUUACCGGCAGUAUCUCUGGUAGUCCUUUGGCCAAGGUCCAAAGCAAUUCUACAUUUCAAGGGUAUCAACCCUCAGUAUCGCCUUCUAAUUCGCAAGGGUACCUGCAUCAUGGCAUGCCGCCUAGUCUUGUUCCUGGCUACGAGUCUAAAAUAGCUGAGGACGAGUCGGAAAGGACGUACGAAAGGCGCAUGAGCGCAAGGCAACAGUCUCUUAAUCAGCCGCUUCCUCAGACUAACCCCGCUUCCUCAGCAACUCAGUCUAUACAGCAGCCGUUGCCUCGAAGCUUUGAGAAUAUGCAAGAGAGGCGAGCGCACCGCUACUCCGCCCCUGUCGACCGAUACUCCACCCCAAUAUCCAAGCCGCGAGCGGUAAGCCCAGAUCCUCGUACCCCUGUACGCAAGUCUUUGAGCCCACAACCGGCACCUGCAGAGAGACCACAGCAAUCCGGGAUACCUUUCUCGCCUGACUCAUUUGACGCCUACAACCCGUCCAUCAGCGCUGCAAACGGCGUCAAUGAUCCAGGCGCGAGGUACAGCACACCAGAGCAAGCUACGGAAGCUUCUCGACAACAUGAACGACAAGAAAAGCUUGGUGACGGACCCAUCAUUGGCAACGACGGACGGAUUAUUGACCCAUCAGACCAUCUACCAACUAAUACGUGGGCUCCAGAACCGGAGCAGAAGUCACCAACCAGGCGGGGUCCGGAGGUCACCGUCAGGUUCAGGAAUAGUCCGCAAGGCGCGCAACCCAUGCCGUCGGCUGGACGUAGACCACUUAACGAAGCAUCCACCCCAUUGUAUAAUCACAACGCGGGAAACAGCCCUUCAAAUCCGCCCAAUCGAAAUCGUCUACAGAAAUAUCCAAGGAUUUCGCCUGGUAAUGUCCCACCUCCUGUGCCCGGGAAGAUUCCCAUAGGCCGUGGGAAGGAAGAUUGGGGCGAUGCCUUGAGCGAGGAGAUGCGGAGGAUUGACAUCGGAUCGGGCAGGAGAAGGGGUUACGGGCCAUGA
Letharia lupina is the source of this 2199-nucleotide messenger RNA. RefSeq lists its product as uncharacterized. Bases 1 to 2199 code for a protein of 732 amino acids. NCBI's taxonomy places the organism in Eukaryota, Fungi, Ascomycota, Lecanoromycetes, Lecanorales, Parmeliaceae. The record is from RefSeq and is a predicted model, not a curated record. The transcript has 2 exons.